This is a messenger RNA of Lucilia cuprina (Australian sheep blowfly), 654 nucleotides long. It is a transcript of the gene Targ3, whose product is annotated as ADP-ribose glycohydrolase OARD1. The transcript is spliced from 3 exons. NCBI's taxonomy places the organism in Eukaryota, Metazoa, Arthropoda, Insecta, Diptera, Calliphoridae. Gene Ontology annotation, biological process: peptidyl-glutamate ADP-deribosylation. The record is from RefSeq and is a predicted model, not a curated record. The coding region runs from base 189 to 638 and encodes 149 amino acids.
UUAACGUAUUUGAGAACUUAGCCGGAUUACAAUCCAAUUUAAGCCGCCGCCAAUAUUUUUCGUCGUCCGCCGCCGCAGUCAUUGAUAUUUGUCGGCGCAGGGCAUCUCUGAAAAUUUGGCACCAAAUAAUGCAAAAGUUUAAUUUCAAUUUAUAUUUUAUAAAAAUUUAAAAUUGUUUCCAAUUUAAAAUGAACUGUACUCUAAAAGAAAUAAGCGGAGAUUUAUUCUCAGCCGAUGAAAGUUUUUCUAUGGCUCACUGUGUGGCCGCAGACUUAAAAAUGGGCAAAGGAAUAGCCGUGAAAUUUCGCAAUAAAUUUGGUCGUGUUCAUGUGCUACAGCAGCAAAAUGUUAAGCCUGGUGGUGUAGCCAUUUUGACUGACAAUUCACGCUUCAUAUACAAUUUGGUAACCAAACAAAGUAGUUGGGGUAAACCUACUUAUCAGUCAUUACAUAGUUCAUUGAGUGCUAUGAAGGAGCACAUGUUAAAACACAAUGUUACAAAAUUAGCCAUGCCUAGAAUAGGUUGUGGUUUGGAUGGUCUUGUCUGGCCCAAAGUUAAAGAUAUAAUUGAAGAAAUCUUUUGUAAUGAUGUUGUUACCAUAGUGAUAUACAACUAUGUUCCUCCCAAGUCAGGCUAAAGAAGUUGUUUUAUAA